Tribolium madens (black flour beetle) is the source of this 3367-nucleotide messenger RNA. RefSeq lists its product as uncharacterized. The record is from RefSeq and is a predicted model, not a curated record. NCBI's taxonomy places the organism in Eukaryota, Metazoa, Arthropoda, Insecta, Coleoptera, Tenebrionidae. Bases 210 to 2957 code for a protein of 915 amino acids. The transcript has 6 exons.
CCGAUGCACGCGGCCGACCAGCAAGAGUUGCUGUGAGGCCGCCGUACCAUCGCCUACCAUCGUGGUAUAGUGUCCGGUGAGUGUGUGUGUGUUUUGCUGGGCGCCAGCCUUUGUGCAGUGUGCGAUUUAAAUUCGGAUAAACCGGAUUUCGGGUUAAACAUGCAACAUUUUCAACACUCGAACUAAAUCCAUUGAGCUAAUUUGAAAAGAUGGCUCAAUAUCUAGUCUUUCUCCUCGCAGUGUUCCUCUUCAAAUCGGCGGUAUCACAGUCCAACUAUGCUGAUCAAGCCAACAAUAUCGAAUAUCAAGGCAAAGGCCUUCCCGAUCAAGCCACUUUAGAUGGCAAAGUCACGAAACUAGACGAUCUCAGUCCUGUAAUUUUCCUAAACAGAACCAAAGCCGCUCUAAAUUGCGCCGCAGGUUCCAUGCAAGUCGAGCUCAAAUUCAACGAUAAGUUCUAUGGGAUUGCUUAUGCGGAUUUUGACAGAAAUUCGGCAUGCCAGGUCUAUGGCAAAGGCGGUUACAGCUACAAACUCGAAUUGCCACUCAAGGGAUGUGGAACCAAACAAGACCCUCAACGUGUUUUUACCAAUAACAUAGUCGUGAGGUUUCAUCCAGGCUUGGAGAUCGAUGGAGACGAAAUUAUUACGAUUGUGUGCCGGUACCCACCACCGGUUGCACCUUUACCCGACCCUUUGAUCGAUUUUAGCAAAGAGGUUCUACCACCUUCACCGGUCCUUGAACCGGCCUUGAAACCCUUCCAAAUUUUGUUAAUCUUCUGCGGAAUUCUCUUCUUGUCGCUUCUACUGCUAGGUUUAGGUUGCUCGUACUACUGUCUCAGGAGACGCAACCUAACUGUCGUUCGGAAACCCUUCUCACCCUUAACUGAUGGUUCCGAAAUCACUAAAGUCUCCGGAAGCUCACUUGGCAACUUGUCAAUGUUUGAAGGUUUGAAAAUCCCUCGAGUUAGUGCCCCGCUUGUUGCAGCUCCGGGUAGCAGUUCCGGGAGUGAAGGUCCCCUCAUCAGUGACACUCUUCCAUCCGAUUACCCCUCCGAAUCGCACUCAGAAGCCGAAGAUGCUCGUUCUCUUCCUCCUUCAUCUGGUGGCAGUUUUGAGAACCAAGCUUACAUCGCUGAUACUUUCUACACCGAACCUCCACGACUCCCAUUGGCCAAAGAACCGAAAUUCGAUGUCCAAGUGCGUGUCAAACGAGCGCCCCCAUCACCCCCCAGUCUCAGUAUCUCUGAUACGGAAAGCUCAGCACGGAAUUUAUCCACGAUCAUGGAACAAAGGGAGGAAAGUGUUCGAUCGAUUGAUUCUCCUCCUCCUGUCGAACGUACUCACUUUACGUACGUUCCGGAGUUGCAUCCUCCACCAAAACACAUACAACCUGCACCGACUUAUAACCGGAUUUUGAGGAGGCAACAAGAGCUACAAGAGGAGAGAUCGAUAGCGUCGUUGAAUACUGAAAUGACUGAUACGCAUUCCAUGACUGAGAUAAUCGACGAUAGCCACCACAAACCUGCACCGCCUCCACCACCUCCAAUUGUGCCAAGACAAGAAUACGUGGUUGAUUUUGCACCACCUCAAACACUAGAACCACCAAUUGCGGUGGUACACAAACCGGAAAUUACCUCUCAUGUAGUUGAUGAUGUAUUUUUGAGAACCAUCACCGAAAAGAAGACUAUUGAAGAUAUCGAAAGACACAAGAGGUUGAUUACGGAGUACCACACUCGGGCUAAGGCAAUACCUGAGCAAAAAUGGGAUGUUACAAUCAAGAAUUAUCCAGUGGAGAUGCCGGAGCCUCCCGAAUGGGAGAACUUCUCUGAUAUCUCCUCAGCAUCGGGAAUGACUCUAACGCCAAAACUGGAACGUGCCACUAUGUCUCUUCCUCCACAAAGUACCAUCGACGACAACAAACUUCCGCUCAACUCCCCGGAACUAGUCGGGAGUAUAGCCCAGCAAGGGACUUUCCUUGAAACUUUCAAUAUCCCUCUCGAAAAUCCAGAAGUACCAAACUGGAGUGUCUUAAUUCGAGUUUUGCAACCUGAACAAGAGGAGGGUCCGGUGAUUGAAAGUGCCGAAACGUUCAACUCGCAAUUAACCCUCUCCGAUAAAAUGAAAUGGAGACAAAUUAUAACAACCGAGUCCACUUUGAGGACUCUCUUGACCGAAGCCGUGGUCCGCGAAGACUUCGAGCGAAUCCGUCAAGACACCCGUUACGAGAAACUCUUCGAGCCGCCCAAAUGGGACGUAAUAAUCCGGAUUCUGACUCCGGUGGACAAACCCAAAAGCCAGGGUCGGUUCCGCAAAAAAUCCGAUUGGGACACCCGGAGUCGGCGCAGCAGCCUACCAACGCUCUACGAGUACGACUCUGACGGUGGUAGUUCGGUCCGUACCAUCACCCAAGAGCCCAUCGUGCACCCAUUGCGCACCCGACGGGUCUCCCGGUCCAGCUACCGCAGCGAAGCCGAUUUGAGGUCAAUGUCAGAAGUGACGGUCGAUUUUGGACGACCGGAAGACAGCCAUUCCGAAAGUUCCAGUUACUAUCCACGGUAUUACGAGGAAUCUGAAUUUGAGUACAAGACUAGCUCCUCCCAUCACCCCUCCCUCGCGCGAUCUUUAAGCCAGCCUUCUCUGGCACGCUCCGCCAGUGAAUUCACCGAACGGUGGAUAGCGCCCUCGAGGUACGACACGGCGAGUGAGUUCACUAGUCCCGAGGCCACGCCCAAGUCCCAGAGGAGUAGCAGGAUCCAGCCGUUGCAUGUUCCUAGAGGAAGUGGGGAGCAUUCGUCCGUAUGGCAAGCCACGGCCAGCAGUCAGGUCACCCAAAGGCCGGGAAUGACCGCUCAAGUGGUUACGCAAGAGUUCCGAAGUGAGGCUUCCACUAGUUUUAUGGGAGCGACCAGUAAAAACUGGUUUGGGGAUAACGACAGUGAAGCUAGUUUCAAAUAACUGAUUAACGUUAAUAACCGGUAUUAACACUGCCCGUAAAAAUUUGUUAAGUCGAUUUUUUCGUAAUUUUAGUAACUAGAAUGCUGUGAUAACGUUUGUAAGGUUACGAUUGGCCGGUUUUUGGAUUGUUUGUAAAGGGCUUUAACCCUUUUGUUGACUUUUCCACGCGAUAUUCUUGUGGAGGACUGAACAAUUGGGUACUACUAAAUCUAGUUCUAGGUUCUAAUCUAUGCUCAAAUCUAUGGUGGUGGCUCAUGGGCUUCUUUUUCCUAACUUGCUGUCGUUUAAGAUAAUUUAAAUUUUUAUACAGAUAUCUAUCUCUAGGUGCUAUAACAUUUAUACCGAAUGUAUGUAACUUUUUAUAUUAUUUUAAAAUAAAUUAAUUUAAUUAAUAAAUGCUUACAAUACUG